Jaculus jaculus (lesser Egyptian jerboa) is the source of this 4520-nucleotide messenger RNA. RefSeq names its product forkhead associated phosphopeptide binding domain 1 (gene Fhad1). NCBI's taxonomy places the organism in Eukaryota, Metazoa, Chordata, Mammalia, Rodentia, Dipodidae. The transcript has 34 exons. Gene Ontology annotation, molecular function: protein binding. Bases 56 to 4468 code for a protein of 1470 amino acids. The record is from RefSeq and is a predicted model, not a curated record.
UCUGGGCGGAGGACGCAACGUGAACUUCCUCCUCCUGCCAGGGAAAACCCAGAGAAUGAAAGCCUACCUGAAGAGCGCAGAAGGCUUCUUUGUCCUGAACAAAAGCACCACCAUCGGCAAGCAUGUGGACUCAGACCUUGUCUUAAAGUCCACAGACAUCGACAACCACCACGCGCUCAUCGAAUACAACGACUCGGAGGGCAGCUUCGUCCUGCAGGACUUCAAUUCCCGCAGCGGCACGUUCGUCAACGAGUGUCACAUUCAGAACGUGGCCGUGAAGCUGAUCCCGGGAGACAUCCUGAGGUUUGGAACCGCAGGGCUCACCUAUGAACUGGUCAUCGAAAACCCCCCUCAGGUCUCAUACCCAUGGAUGCAGGGUCCGGCACCUUGGCCAAGACCACAGUGCCCUCGAGGCGCACAGCAGAUGAACCAGUGCUCGCCACCUAACUUGCCCUUCCACCAAGGCAUCCGACCAGCAGCUGUGCAGAGGAGCUGGUCCCAGGGAUUCCCCAGCGCCAUGGACCCGCAGGCCUCCCAUCAGCGGCCCAUGAGCACCAGCGGGAAGAUGUUCUCUUUUGUGGUGGACCACAAUUCCCCGGUCCUCAAGCAAGUGUGGGCCAGUGCCAUGGAACUGUCAGAAGAAACUGUGGCGGAGGGACUCUCGGGAGCAGCACCCCCCAUGGAGAUCUAUGUGGACCAGGACCUAGACCAGCAGGACAAGGAUGAGAUCAUUAUGCUGCUGGGGAGAGAGGUGAACCGGCUCUCAGAUUUCGAGAUCGAAUCCAAGUACAAAGACGCCGUGAUAAUGAACCUGCAGAGCGAAGUGGUCAACCUCAGUCACAGGCUGUCAGAGACUGCUGCCUCCAGGCACAGUGACAGGGGCAUCCCGAAGUUUCAGGGACUGCAUGAAGGCAUGGAUCCCAGGCAGAAAGAGAUGGAGAACUUAAAAAGCCAGGUUAGUGCCCUUCAGAAAGGCUACAGCCAGGUGUUGUGCCAGACCCUGACGGAACGGAACUCAGAAAUCGCAUCCCUGAAGAACGAGGGUGAGAAUUUGAAGAGGGAUCACGCCAUCACCUCCGAGAUGGUGACAUCUUUACAGAAAGACAUGGUAGCAAGGAACGAGCAGGUUCAGCAGCUGAAAGAGGAAGUGACUCAAUUGAAGACACAGAACAAGGAGAAGGAGCAACAGCUGGAAGCGCUGGGCUCCAGGUGCUCAGUGCUGAAAGAAGAGCUAAUGAAGGAAGAGGGCCACAAGGAGCACAGGGAGGCCCAGGAGAAAGAGUUAAAACUCUGCAAAAGCCACAUGCAAGACAUGGAGAAAGAAAUAAAGAAGCUCAGGGAGGAGCUGAGGAAGAGCUCUUUGGAGCAGAGCGCGGUCUGCAGGACUCUGCGAGAAAAGAGCAAGGUUGAAGAGAAACUUCAGGAAGAUUCCAGAAAGAAAUUGCUUCAACUACAAGAAAUGGGGAGCAGAGAGAGCCUCAUAAAAGUCAAUUUGGAAAGGGCAGUAGGUCAGCUCGAGCAUUUCAGAAGCCAGGUCGUCAAAGCCACCUUCGGACGAGCAAAGCCAUUCCAUGACAAGCCUGUCACCGACCAGCAGCUGAUAGAGAGAAUCGUCCAGGCCACUGAGGACAGCCUCAGCUUCCAGCAGAGGAAGUGGAGCCUGCAGAAGGAGACCCAGCUGAGAAGUUCUGAUCAUCAAGAGACUGUGGAGCAUGUGGAGAAGCUGAGGACACUGUUGGACAGCUGCCAGGCCUGCAUGAGAACGUCCUGCUGCAGCAGCAGCUUGAAGAGGGAGGUGGGACUCCUUCAGCAGCUCCAGGUGACCCCACCUGUGUCGGCGCUCCAGAAGGUGACGCUGGACAUCCUGAACCUGGCACUGUCCUGGCUGGAGGAAAUGGAGCAGCUACUCAGGGACCUCGGUGUCCAGCUGUCCAGCUCCGACAAAGGGUUCUCUUUGUAUCUGAUAUAUCUUCUGGAACAUUCCAAGAAAAUUAUGAGUCAGAACCAGGAACUCCAGAUCCAGGUGAAAACUUCUCAGGAAAAUCUGCACUCCUUGCUACAGAAAAAGCUUCAGGAGCAUCUGGACGAGAAGGAGAAGCUUAACAAGGAGAAGCUGGAGCAGGAGGAGAAGCAGAAAGCUAGAAUCAGGCAACUGCUGGAAGAGAAAGAGGCUUUGGAAGAAACUAUUGCUCAAGACAAAAACAGAGCGAAAGAGGCCUUAGAGAAAGAGCAGAUGAGAGCCCAGGAGCUGGAGAGUCGCUUGACCCACCAGAAGAAGGCUUUGGAGGAGAGCAUUGCUCAGGAGAAACAAAGGGCUCGGGAGGCCCUAGAGGAGGAACAGAGGCGAGUCCGCGAGCUGGAGAGUCACCUGGCCAGCCAGAAGGAGGUCUUGGAGAACAGUGUGGCUCAGGAGAAAAGAAGAGCCAAGGAAAUGUUAGAGAUGGAAAGGAGGAAGGUACAAGACCUGGAGAACCAGCUGACCCAACAGAAGGAGAUCUCAGAGAACAGCAUCGUCUACGAGAGACACAAAAUGAAGGACACCUUGGAGAAGGAGAAGAGGAAAGUGCAGGACUUGGAGAACUGCCUGACCAAGCAGAAAGAGGAAAUAGAAUUAAAAGAGCAAAAAGAGGACAUUUUAAAUAAUAAAUUAAAUGGUGUUCUGGCCAUAGUAGAAGAAACUCGGCAAAAGAACCUGACUGAAAGUCUAAAAGCAGAGAGCCUUGCCCUGAAAUUAAGUGAAACCUUAGCUGAGCUGGAAACUGCCAAGACGAAAAUGAUCAUGAUGGAAGACCGGAUGAGGCUGCAGCAGCAGGCGGUGAAGACCCUGCAGGACGAACGCGAAUCCCAGCAGCUCAGCUUCGAAGAGGAAGUCAUGGAGUAUAAGGAGCAAAUCAAACAGCAUUCUCUGACGAUCUUGAGUCUGGAGGAAAGACUCCACCAUGUGACUGAGCACCAGAAAAAAAUAGAAGGAGAGAUCACGACCCUGAAGGACAAUGACCCAGCUCAAAAGGAGGAAACACCCCAAAAGCCCCCAGCGGAACCUCUGUCUGAAAGCAGUGCCAAAGAGAUGGCGUGCGACCACCUGAUAGACGACCUCCUGGCUGCUCAGAAGGAAAUCCUGUCUCAGCAGGAGGUUAUCAUGAGGCUGAGGACAGACCUCCAUGAGGCCCACGGCAAGAUGUCAGACCUCAGAGGGGAGCUCAGUGAGAAGCAGAAGGUGGAGCUGGAGCGACAAGUGGCCCUGGUGCAGAAGCAGAGCGGAGAGCUGAGCAGGCUCAAGGUCAAGGCGGCGCAGCUGAGCGGCCUGGUGGAGAAGAAGGACCGGGAGCUGAAGGUCCUCAGGGAGGCGCUCAGGGCUCCCUCCGAGAAACACAGAGAAGCCCAGCUGAGCUUGGAGAAGCAGCAUAAGCCCGGGGAUACAACCCAGAAGUGCGACAGCUCGGUGCAGAUUGAGCCAGUCCAUCCAGAUGCUUUCUCCAGCAGCCAAGAGGAGCAGGCCUUCAGCGACUUGGGGGCCAAGUGCAAAGGAUGCCGACACGAGGAAGUCAUCCAGCGACAGAGAAAGGCCUUGUCAGAACUCCGCAUCAGAAUCAAAGAACUGGAGAAGACCAGCUCUUCCAAUCGUAAGGACCACGUGAGUGAAUCACUGCUAGAAUUAAAGGCCCUCAGAAUGGAAAAAAACGUCCAGAAAAUAUUGGACGCAAAGCCCGACUUGUCGACUCUCUCGGGAUUAGAGAUCCAAUUGCCUCAGAAUGGCCUUUUCAACUCAGAGUCCACGGAGAAGUCAGGGAAAAUGGACACGGCCGAUGCCUUAGAGCUCAGCGAAAAGCUGUACAUGGACAUGAGCAGAACGCUUGGGAGCCUGAUGAACAUCAAGGACAUGUCAGGCCAUGUGUCCAUGAAGCACUUGUCCCCCAAAGAGAGGGAGAAAGUCAACCACCUCCGUCAAAGGGACCUUGACCUGGUGUUCGAUAAGAUCUCCCAACUUAAGACCCGGCUGCAGAGGAAGGAAGAGCUCCUGAAAGAAUAUGAGCGUGACCUAGAUCAGCUCAGGCAGAGCAAAGUGUCCGUCCAGAUGUACCAGUCCCAGGUCGCGAAGCUGGAGGACGACAUCUACAAAGAGGCCGAGGAAAAGGCGCUGCUGAAGGAGGCCCUGGAGCGCACGGAGCACCAGCUGCACCAGGAGAAGAGGCUCAACAGGGUGUUCAGACAGAAGGAGCGAUUAGAGGAGGCAAAAGAGCGGAGAAAUGCCAAGGAGUCGACAUCUUGCAACUGUACCUUCAAAGAGAACGAGAGGCAGAGACACUUGUUUGUGGAAAUGGUGAAGAACAAGAUCCAGAACCCAAAUUUGCAGGUUGAAGCCAAGAAAGCCACGCAGAAGAUGGGCCAAGAAAGAGAGCCAAACAAAGAGACAUGUGGCAAAUCGAGCCAGAGCGUUUUGUUUUCUAAACCUGGUGGAAAGAACUAGAAAAAUAUCAUUGCGUAGAUCUCACCUAAUCCAGGUCAAAAUACUGAGACAC